GAACCCUGCUGUUGGAUAAAUAACUGGACCGCCGAUGACUUGAGCUGAAAGGGCCUCUCUGUUUUGUCUGAAUGGGAAGCGAUGCAUGUGACUCUUUUCUUGGAUUUCAAUGGAUGGGCCAAAGAUGAAAGAAAAAGCCGGGAAAACGGUCCGGUUCAGAGUCGCAUCUGCCAACAGUGGCCGAGUCCUGGCUGAGGUGUUCAAGGACGAGAGGACCUGGUGCGGCUCGGUCUCUGACUCUGCAGACUCGGACGGCACCGGCAGCAUGGAGGCAGAGCAGGGAAGUCUGCCGCCCCCCAGUGAGGCCAACAGGCACCUGAACGGCCUGGAGGCUGCCGGGGACGAGAACGGCUGUGAGUCCGAUGACCUGCUGCUGUAUGCCAGUGUCAAGAGGGAGAUGAUGUUCAGCAACAAGAGGAUCAACAUCUGCAGUAAGAACGGAACCAUCCGAGGGGUGAGGAACAAAGUGAGCGCAGGCCAAGUGCUUUUCAACAACCUCUCUAAUAUGUACUCUGGUCGUCAUCAGAGAAGAAGACCCUGGGAAAAGGAGUGAUGGUUCAUGUCAAGCAAUGUCCUUCUUAAAUAUCUGGGACACUUCUUAGAGACUUGGUGCAAUGAGAGGAGUCAUUCUUUACUGAUUAUUGUGGAAUAUUAUUCUUGUUAAAGUGCUUCAAACAAAAUGAGAUGAAUUAGUAUAAUCAGCUUAAAAGAAAGUACACCUAUUUUUAUUUCUAAGGUCACUCUGGUCUUUAUCAGGAUCGAGCUACUUCAUUACAUAAAUUAAACCCUUCAGCCUAUAAGAACAAACAAGAUUUUGUAUACUAUUUACUAACUUUUAUUUGCAAAAAUGAAUGUUUGUAAAAAAAAAAAAAAAAAACUAAGUACACCCUAUCAAAGA
Xiphophorus hellerii (green swordtail) is the source of this 898-nucleotide messenger RNA. RefSeq names its product glutaredoxin and cysteine rich domain containing 1 b (gene grxcr1b). Gene Ontology annotation, biological process: sensory perception of sound. The transcript is spliced from 2 exons. The record is from RefSeq and is a predicted model, not a curated record. Bases 110 to 553 code for a protein of 147 amino acids. NCBI's taxonomy places the organism in Eukaryota, Metazoa, Chordata, Actinopteri, Cyprinodontiformes, Poeciliidae.